GCAGAAGAGCAGGGAGGGCUGGGCUUAUCAGUCUGAACUCUCCUCUCCUGUGUCUGAGCUUGAGGGAGAAAGUGAGGAGAGGGCUUUUCGGGGGACUCCAGAGGCAGUGGAUUCCAUUUGUGGAGAUGGAAGGGGGAGCCACCACCCCAUAAGAGCUAAGGUUUUGCUUUGAAGAGUGGAAGAGGUUAUCAGAGAAGGAAAGAAAACAAAAGUGCUGAAGUCAUGGGAGCUGAAGAAGAGGUGCUGGUUACGCUGUCUGGAGGGGCCCCCUGGGGCUUCAGGCUGCAGGGGGGCUCUGAGCAGAAAAGACCCCUUCAGGUGUCAAAGAUCCGCAAGAGAAGCAAAGCCUGCCGGGGGGGCCUGUGGGAAAAUGAUGAACUGGUAUCCAUCAACGGGAAGCCAUGCGCCAGCCUUUCCCAUGCCAGCGCCAUGCACAUCAUCGACUCCUCCAGUGACACGCUCCACAUCUGUGUGAAAAGGGCGGCUGGCAGAGACCGGUCUGGCACAAGGCCCCUGCAUUCGCUUUCCCCUGGGCAGCUGCGAGUGCUCUCCCCAGUCAGCCCAGAGCCAGCUGGUCCCCUGGCUACCACCCCACCUGAGCCGCGGCGCGGGCGGCAGCAGCUGCCGGAGAGCCUGACCUCGCCCCCCGACAGCGAGGCGUACUAUGGCGAGACGGACAGUGACGCCGACAACAUUGCACAGGAGAAGCACCGGCGGGCCCGCAAGAAGAGCCCUCGCUCUCCACCUGGGGGCUCCAACAACAAGCCAGGCGAGCCACAGGACGAGAUGUCCCUGUCUGAGCUGAGUGGCUAUGACAGCACCCCGGAGGCAGCAGCAAUACAGGCCAGAGAGAAGAUGAGUGGUGUGGCCAAGACAGACACCAUGCAGCAGCCUGGCAGCCGCACGGAGCCCUCUUUCUCAGAGAGCGAGGUGCUGCUGCAGCCACCCCCAGCAGAGAGCAGGGAGCUCUCUCCAGAGGCCAUGCUCCUGCCCCAUGCCACCAAGACCAUCCGAGCUGAGCGCCACCUCAUCCCCAUGGUGGGGCCAGUAGAACACCCAGUUGAUGAAGAUUUAACCACCACCUAUGCAGAGAAAGCCAAACAAGCCAAGCUGCACCGCAGUGAAAGCACACAGGAGAAGAAUGUAAAAGAAGCCAAAACCAAAUGCAGGACGAUUGCGUCCCUGCUGACAGAUGCGCCAAACCCCCACUCUAAGGGCGUGCUGAUGUUCAAGAAGCGCAGGCAGAGGGCUAAGAAGUACACCCUGGUCAGCUUUGGGAGUGUCGACGAGGACCGCUGUUACGAGGAGGAGGAUGGUGUCUUCCCAACCAGCGAGUCAGAGUUUGAUGAGGAAGGCUUCUCAGAUGCCCGAAGCUUAACCAACCACUCGGACUGGGACAACUCUUACCUGGACAUUUUAAAGCCCAAGCUGGAAUCUGAGCAGCAGCUGGGGCAGACGCAGCAGGGUCUGAGUGAAGCCUCCGGCAGAGGAGCACAGUUAUUUGAGCAGCAGAGGGAGAGGGCUGGUCAGUAUACGGUGGAGAAAGUUCCAGCUCAGAAGCCAGAGAGCCAUCAGCCACCGCCAGGUGUCGUGCCAAAGCAGAGCAUGGUGAACGGGGAAGUGCCUACUCCACAGAAGGCCAACACGGCUCCACUGAGUAUCCAUGUGGAAGCAGUGCAGUUAUCCAGCAAGCUGCCGUCAUCUACCUCUGCUCAGGUCCAGUCUCCACUGGGCAGCAUUGGAGGAGAGGCCCAGUCAUCUCCAGGCACAGAGGGCCUCUUCAACAGAUCCGCACGACCCUUCACUCCUGGCUUUUCGGGGCAGCGUCCUGUGACUUCCUCCGUCAUCUUCAGGCCUUUGGCUCCCAAGAAAAGUAGUGGCAGUCUGGGGGAGAAGAGCACCACUGCUCCACCUUUCUCACCAGUAACUCCUGUGCAACCUCCCACUGCACCAGUGAUGGCACACAAUGGUCCAGCAAGCUCCUCAACAUCUCUGUAUAUUUCAGCACCAGGUAGGCCAACACCACCAGGGGUACCACAGCCAGCUGCAGGCGGAAGUGCUCCUGAGACUAAGACACCCACAAACCCAGCCAUGACCUCCACGGCUUCCAUUGUUCUAACUACUCCCUCUAAGCCAGCGGGGGCUACAGCAACACCUCAACCACGAGGGACAGCUUCUUCCUCUUUGUAUAUCAGCCCUGCACCCCAGCAAUCCGGCGUGGUGAGUGGCUCUCUGCUACCAAGCCCACCGUAUCCUACUGUCUCCCCAGCUACUGCACAACCUGCUUCUGAGCCCUUAACAUCCAGGGAGCAGCGCAUUGCAGUGCCUGCCCCCCGAACUGGCAUCUUGCAGGAAGCUCGCCGGCGGGGCAGCAAAAAGCCCAUGUUCAAUACCAUAGAAGAGAAGAAGAAGAAUUCACCCAACCCUGAGCUUCUGUCUCUGGUGCAGAACCUGGAUGAGAAACCCAAAGGUGACCACCCAGGGGCGGGCUUUGAGUCUGGGCCUGAGGAGGACUUCCUCAGCCUAGGAGCCGAGGCCUGCAACUUCAUGCAGUCCUCAAGCCGCAAGUUCAAGGCCCCUCCUCCAGUGGCUCCUAAGCCUCAGCAGCAAGGUGCCUCUGCUGGACUAGUAAAUGGUGCCCAUGACAUGCCACAGUUAAAGGGCAAAGGGGCAGAGCUUUUUGCCAAGCGACAGAGCCGCAUGGACAAGUUUGUGGUGGAGGCAGCACCGAGGCCAGGCUCCAAGCCCAGGGCACCCUCACCCACCCCUUCUCUACCAUCAUCCUGGAAGUAUUCUUCCAACAUCCGUGCCCCACCCCCAAUAGCUUACAACCCCUUGCAUUCCCCCUUCUACCCCCUGGCAGCAAGCAAGUCUCAGGCUAGCAAAGCAGAGAGCAAAGUGAAAAAGGCACCCAGCCAGAAAUCGGGGAUCAAGGCCAUUGAUUUCAUGCGCCACCAACCCUACCAGCUAAAGUCGGCCAUGUUCUGUUUUGGGGAGCCCUCGAGCGCUGACACACAGAACCCUCUGCCCCAGCCAGCCCAGCAGUCCAGCUUGUCUUUCACCCCAGCCAAGCAGGCACCUGUGAAAACAGCCAGGACCUAUGAGAUCCGGCGGUUCUCCACACCUGUUCCCAUGCCCACUUUGAGCAGCCUGGCACCCACAGUCCUCACUCCCCGCUCUGCCACCACACUGGACGAGCCAGUGUGGAGGACGGACAUGACCUCCUCCACACCGUCCACCCCUGCCCCUUUUCAGGCCAGUCCCAGCCAGACCCCAAAGCUGUAUGAAAGCUCCCCAGAGCUCAGGCAGAUGGGCCAAGGGACUUCCCCACGCCCAGCCUCCUCCUCCGGGUUCCAGGUAGCUAGACCCAGGUUCUCAGCAGCCAAAACUGGGAUGCAGGCGCAUGUGUGGAGGCCAGGCUCUGGGCACCAGUGAACCAGGAGCUGUCCCCCCCGCCCGCCCCUGCCCCCACCCCCGCCCCCGCAUCCCUUCCCUCACGGGCACGACUGGGUGUCCAACCGAGAUAGUUUCCCUGGGCUUUCUUUAAAGUGAGCUCAAUAAAUUGGGGCAUGUGAAGCAAAAGGAAGAAAGGGGAGGUCGAGGGGGACUCCCUUCCCGGCCUCCCAUCCCCCUUUGUUUUCAGCCUGGCGGCAUCACUAUGAGCUUUACCAGCUGUGGCUAGAGCCAGAGGACUCAGGAGGAAAGAAGAGAUAGGGCGAUAGUCUCCAGCCUGCUUCUGCCCACAUCUGCACGGCAAUGAAAUCCAGUGUCUGGGGCCAGGGGAAUGGGAGGGGCAGACUGUCAUGCUAAGGGGUGAGUAGCGCUCCAGUGGGCUUUAGAAACAAGACUCUGUUAACCCUUUCAGUGCCCCAGUAAGGCAGAUGCCAUCCCAUCGCUGCGGACAACAAGGCACUGCGCACAGAAGGGUCCCACCCAGGCUCACAUGGGAAGUGAGUGGCAGAGAAACGACUGAAACCCAGGGUUGCCCCCUACCCCAGUGAAUUGAGAAAUGAGACAACGUUCCCCAGGCCUGCCUCUGCAGGGGAGCAGCAGGUGCUUUAGGGGACACUGGGACAGGAAGGGGAUGUGGGCAUCUGCUCAGACUCACAGCUCUCUGCUCACCCUGCUCAGGAUAGCCAUGGAGUACACAUGCUUUUCCAGCAGCCAGGGCUGUGUUUGAGAAGCCAGCAGGGUCCCCCGCUACGAUUGUCAGCUUCCUGGAGCCCUUCAUGCAGGUAGAUGAUCCCAGCUGGCUCCAAGCAGCAGGGGACAGUUUGAGGGGCUGAAAGGUCGAUGUGGGCCUGUGGUAAGUUUGGAGGAAUGUGAGAGGGAAGGAGAGGUUUCCUGGGAAGCCAGAAGAGCAAAGCAAGGCCCAGUUACUGACUGUUUAGUUCAGACACUGUAUGUGGGAGAGAUGGUUCUGUGGGAGAGGGCAGAGCUGGCUCGUAGUGGAGCCGGGGCUGACUUUAGAUUCACACACCAGCUUUUUGGGUCAGUCUCUGCUCUGGCAGGAGUUGUGGCUGCUGGAGUGGAGGCGAUGAGCAAUGUGAAGUUCCCCUGAGGACACUGCUCAGCUGGGAAGGUCGGCCCCUCACGUGGGCUGACCCAGCCCAGCUGGAGGCAAUGGGGAGAAGAGGAGUAGUGCAUGAGGAGUCACAUUAACCCAGUUAGAGCUUCUCUGGAGGUUUUGAUAAUUACAGAAUAGCCUAAAAUCCCCUGGGAAGCAUCAGUAACUCACCUGCACAGCUCUCCCCUGCUGGCACUGGGGACAUGUGGGUAGUCAUUCCUUUCAUGGCUUGCUUUAGGGUAGGAUGACCUCAGCCACCUGAGCUGUGCAUGGACUCUUCCCUACACCAAGAGCAUGUGACAAGUAGGGUGACCAGAUGGCAAAUGUGAAAAAUCGGGACAGGGGGUGGGGGGUAAUCGGUACCUAUAUAAGAAAAAGUCCCAAAUAUCAGGACUGUUCCUAUAAAAUUGGGACAUC
This is a messenger RNA of Dermochelys coriacea (leatherback sea turtle), 4984 nucleotides long. RefSeq names its product synaptopodin 2 like (gene SYNPO2L). Gene Ontology annotation, biological process: positive regulation of actin filament bundle assembly. Gene Ontology annotation, molecular function: actin binding. The transcript is spliced from 4 exons. The record is from RefSeq and is a predicted model, not a curated record. Bases 223 to 3435 code for a protein of 1070 amino acids. Gene Ontology annotation, cellular component: actin cytoskeleton; nucleus; Z disc. NCBI's taxonomy places the organism in Eukaryota, Metazoa, Chordata, Testudines, Dermochelyidae.